Messenger RNA from Galeopterus variegatus (Sunda flying lemur), 3393 nucleotides. It is a transcript of the gene BUB3, whose product is annotated as BUB3 mitotic checkpoint protein. NCBI's taxonomy places the organism in Eukaryota, Metazoa, Chordata, Mammalia, Dermoptera, Cynocephalidae. The record is from RefSeq and is a predicted model, not a curated record. Bases 232 to 1218 code for a protein of 328 amino acids. The transcript is spliced from 8 exons. Gene Ontology annotation, biological process: mitotic spindle assembly checkpoint signaling. Gene Ontology annotation, cellular component: kinetochore; bub1-bub3 complex; mitotic checkpoint complex. Gene Ontology annotation, molecular function: ubiquitin binding.
CGGUUUCCCUUUGAGCCGGAACAAGAUGACUGGGUUGACCGCCAGGAGACAGCUGAGCGGACCAAUCGGCUGCUUAGGAUGAGACGUUGACGUUUGAAAUGAGCCAAUGGAAAGCCUCCACAGGGGGCUUCCUCUCCGCCUCCUUCGCCCAGCCCUCGAGUGCUCUGAGGCAAGGCAAGGCGGCGGCGCGGCGGCGAGCGGCGGAGACGUUACCUUUGAAGGGAGCCCAAGAUGACCGGUUCUAACGAGUUCAAGCUGAACCAGCCACCCGAGGAUGGCAUCUCCUCGGUGAAGUUCAGCCCCAACACCUCCCAGUUCCUGCUGGUCUCCUCCUGGGACACGUCCGUGCGCCUCUACGAUGUGCCGGCCAACUCCAUGCGGCUCAAGUACCAGCACACCGGCGCCGUCCUGGACUGUGCGUUCUACGAUCCAACACAUGCCUGGAGUGGAGGAUUAGAUCAUCAAUUGAAAAUGCAUGAUUUGAACACUGAUCAAGAAAAUCUUGUUGGAACCCAUGAUGCCCCUAUCAGAUGUGUCGAAUACUGUCCGGAAGUGAAUGUGAUGGUUACUGGAAGUUGGGAUCAGACAGUUAAAUUGUGGGAUCCCAGAACUCCUUGUAAUGCCGGGACCUUCUCUCAGCCUGAAAAGGUGUAUACCCUUUCAGUGUCUGGUGACCGGCUGAUUGUGGGAACAGCAGGCCGCAGAGUGUUGGUGUGGGAUUUACGGAACAUGGGCUACGUGCAGCAGCGCAGGGAGUCCAGCUUGAAAUACCAGACUCGCUGCAUAAGAGCGUUUCCAAACAAGCAGGGUUAUGUAUUAAGCUCUAUUGAAGGCCGAGUGGCAGUUGAGUACUUGGACCCAAGCCCUGAGGUACAGAAGAAGAAGUAUGCCUUCAAAUGUCACAGACUGAAAGAAAAUAAUAUUGAGCAGAUUUACCCGGUGAAUGCCAUUUCCUUUCACAAUAUCCACAAUACAUUUGCCACAGGUGGUUCUGAUGGAUUUGUAAAUAUUUGGGAUCCGUUUAACAAAAAGCGACUGUGCCAGUUCCAUCGGUACCCCACCAGCAUCGCAUCACUUGCCUUCAGUAAUGAUGGGACUACCCUUGCAAUAGCAUCAUCAUAUAUGUAUGAAAUGGAUGACACAGAACAUCCUGAAGAUGGUAUCUUUAUUCGCCAAGUGACAGAUGCAGAAACAAAACCCAAGUCACCAUGUACUUGACAAGAUUUCAUUUACUUAAGUGCCAUGUUGAUGAUAAUAAAACAAUUCGUACUCCCCAAUGGUGGAUUUAUUACUUUUAACAAAGAAACCAGGGAAAAAUAUUAAUUUUAAUAUUAUAAGAACCUGAAAAUAAUGGAAAAGAGGUUUUUAUUGAUUUUUUUUUUUUAAUAAACAUUUUCUUAAGUGCAUGAGAUGGUUUGAUGGUUUGCUGCAUUAAAGGUAUUUGGGCAAACAAAACUGGAGGGCAGGUGACUACACUUUUGAGAAUCAGUUUUGACCUUUAUGAUUUUUGUUUCCACUGUGGAAAUACACGUUUGUAAAUAAAUAUAGAUAAUAAAAAUCCCUUUGCAUUCUUUCUGGACCUUAAAUGGUAGAGGAAAAGGCUCUUGAGCCAUUUGUUUCUUUGCUGGUUAUAGUUGCUAAUUCUAAAGCUGCUUCAGACUGCCUCAUGAGGAGGUUAAUCUACAAUUAAACAAUAUUUCCUCUUGGCCGUCCAUUAUUUUCUGAAGCAGAUGGUUCAUCAUUUCCUGGGCUGUUAAACAAAGCGAGGUUAAGGUUAGACUCUUGGGAAUCAGCUAGUUUUCAAUCUUAUUAGGGUGCAGAAGGAAAACUAAUAAGAAAACCUCCUAACAUCAUUUUGUGACUGUAAACAAUUAUUUAUUAGCAAACAAUUGAUCCCAGAAGAGCAAAUUGUUUGAGUCAGUAAUGAACUGAGAAAAGACAGAGCAUAUCUGUGUAUUUGGAAAAAUAAUUGUAACGUAAUUGCAGUACAUUUAGACAGGCAUCUAUUUGGACCUGUUUCUAUCUCUAAAUGAAUUUUUGGAAACAUUAAUGAGGUUUACAUAUUUCUCUGACAUUUAUAUAGUUUUCAUGUCCAUUUCAGUUGUCCAGCCGCUGGUGAUUAAGGUUAAGAAGAAAAAAAUUAUUGUGAGGAUGAUAUUCAUUUCAAUGUAAUGCCUUAAAGCAGAACACGAACUUAGCUUGGCUUAUUCUAGGUAGUUUCAAAUAGUAUUUUUGUUGUCAAACUUACUAGUUUUAGUUUAUGUUAUUUGAAAAUGUAUGUCUGAAUAGGACUUGGACCUUUACUGAAAUUUAUUUUAUCCAUGAUGUAUUUUUAAAAAAUUCUUUUGGUACAGAGAAGGGUGUUGUUUUUAUUUUUUAAGUAUUUCAGUGAAAACUUAGUUUAAGUCUGAACCUAUCUUUUGAAAUGUAUUUUCUUCAUUGCAGGUCCACGUAAUCAUCUCCUGAAAGUGGUUUCUCUAUGGAAAGCUUUGUUUGCUUCCUACAAAUACAUGCUUAACCCCUAAGGGAUGUGUUAUAAUCAUUGUGUAUAUGUUAUUUAGUAUGUGGAUUUCUCUGUUUUCUGUUUUAUGAGAAACACGUCUGUGUACCCUUUAAUAUUUUGUUUAGGAUGAGGAGUCCUUGUGUCCUGUGCAGUAGUCUGAAGAAUUUUCCCUCCCUCCCCCAAGCAAGCCUAGUUGCUGUUUAUGAGCAGUUUGAGCUCUUUUUGUAACAUCUAAAUCUGCUAUUUCUGUGCUGUCUAAUAAAUCAGAUUCAGAACCUUACAUGUUGGAUGUUUUUAAAUGUUGAUAAUUAGUGUAAUUUACUACUUAGAAAGGCUUCUGUUAAACAAAAAAUUCUUCAUCAGGGGCAUGUUGAAGAUGACAUUUGUCCUUUAAGUCCACUCUGCCUUGUUUAAUUGUGUCUCUGAUGUACGUUGGGGAUUCAGUUCUGGAUAAAGUGAUCUGUUGGAGUUCAGCCAUUUCCCUCGUGCCCCUCAAUGGCUCAGCAGGGCCCUUGAGCCAACUGUGCAGCUUCAUUCAGGACGGGCACAGACUGAAUGACAGCCUGUGAGCUCCUUUUGGCAUGGUGCUCUCCUAGUGGUGCCAGUGCAGUAAAGCUCAUGUAGCUCAUACGUCCCUGUGCUGAUGAAAUCAUCGUCCACGCACAGAGAGCCAAAUGACAGACCCUUCUGUACUUAUCCAUAACAUGCUAAAUCAAAGUGAAGCCCUUGAGAUGGUAAAUAAUGUAAUAGUCAGGGACUAACUGAUGAUAUCGGUUCUUUAGUGUGAUUAUGUGCUUUUAAAAGUCUUAACCAUUUGGUUGAGGACAGCAUAAAUUUAAAACAUUGUAUAACUGAAAUAAUAUAGUAUUAUUAAAGGUGACCAAAUUAAA